GCUCCAGUCUCUCGAGCUCUCCUAGCAGGGCCCCUCCCAGACCAACCCCACAAACCCCAGUUCCCCCUUCCCCAGCACAGCCGGGGGAGGCGCCCGCGGCCGACGCGCAGUAAAAAAAUACUUUCUCCUAAGUUUUUGCGCAUUUUCCACAUCCUAUCUGGUACCAGCACUCGUGCCCCAGUGGCGUCCGUAUCCCAAUCCCAGGACUCCCGAACGCCUACUGCCGCCUCCCUUCCUCCAUCCAAGGCCCGCGCCAUGGGCCGUUCCUACGGAGGCCGGGUACUGGCCGCGAUGACCCUACUGGGCAUCCCGGCCGCGGUGCUGGUCGCGCUGGCUGCUCAGCUGCUGUUCCAGCUCCAGGCAGGGCGCGCGGAGCUGCGGGGCGUACGCACCGACGGGCUGCACCCGGAGCUGGACCCCGAUGCCGGGCUACCCGAAGCUGCGGCUGGGGCAUUGCUGCCGCUGGCGACAGCGCUGGCCGCGCUGGCACAGGUCCUCGGGCUUAGCUGCUUGCUGCUCGCAGCGCUCUGCGGUCACCUGGGCGCCGAGUUGGCACGCGGGCCGAGUCCGGGCAGGUCGGACUGGUUUCUGUAUGACUGCCGUCUCCUCAGGCACUCGGCGCUUGGCCUGUUCUGCUGUGGGGUCACCGUCUACUUAGCAGCACUGGCCAUUUAUGUCCUGCUGCUGUUUGAGAUCGAGGCGGGCGCAGCUGCUGCAUCCAUCCUGGGUUCAGGUGCCCUCAUCCUGGUGGCGAUAAUGACGCACAUCCUGUUCCGGGCUGUUCAGGCCACUCGUCGGGGUCUCCGGGAGCUGUCCUCACCGUUCUCUGAAGAUGAGCCGGCUCGGCCUUCAGAAGACUCCAAAGCUGGCUGCAGAACUCAGCCCCAGCAGGGUACCCAUUGCCAGACCUUCUCUAACCCCUCCCAAGAGCCUGGGGACCCCUCUGUGUCCAUGGCCACUUGGAUCACAUCCACAGUCUUGGAGAGACCCAGUGAGAGCAGCCUGCCUGCCUCUCACCUGCCCCAGACACUCUUGCCUAGCAGGGGCCACUGGGAUGGGGUCACUCAUGAGAUGCAUAGCAUGCUGGGCCACAGGCCAUUGGACAUGGGAAAGGAUGCCACGCUGGUAUGA
Messenger RNA from Mastomys coucha (southern multimammate mouse), 1131 nucleotides. RefSeq names its product transmembrane protein 221 (gene Tmem221). The transcript is spliced from 3 exons. NCBI's taxonomy places the organism in Eukaryota, Metazoa, Chordata, Mammalia, Rodentia, Muridae. The record is from RefSeq and is a predicted model, not a curated record. The coding region runs from base 256 to 1131 and encodes 291 amino acids.